Messenger RNA from Camellia sinensis, 2244 nucleotides. Its product is annotated as heterogeneous nuclear ribonucleoprotein Q. NCBI's taxonomy places the organism in Eukaryota, Viridiplantae, Streptophyta, Magnoliopsida, Ericales, Theaceae. The record is from RefSeq and is a predicted model, not a curated record. Gene Ontology annotation, molecular function: RNA binding.
AGCAUAGCGUUUCCCUUCGGGGAAAAUCACAAACCGACAGACGCAUCUCAGUUCGUUAUUAUCCGUCCAUGUUGUCUUCCCGAGCUGUCUCCAUCUCUAUCUCCAUCCGAUCAUCCCUGCCUCUCUCGCGCAGAUCCUUCCAUCUCUAUCUCCUUGCCUCUCUCUUCCCUCUGUUUUAUCAUCUCUCUCUAAUAUCUAAACCCUCUCUCUCUCUGAUCCAUCUGAGAAACCCCAACCGUUGAAAUUGACUCCUUCAAAUCGCCUUUCUGACGGACAAGUUGAAGACGCAGCACAAACAAACCCUAAGACGAAACAGAUGAACAAGAUGAAGCUUGAGAUCGUCUGAAAUCCAUCACGCAUCUUGAAAUCCAGAUAAUUAAACGGUAAAAGGUGGCCAUAUUUUUCCGGCAUCAAUCGAUAGUCAAAUUUCGAGAACUCAUUGCUUCAUUGAUUUUGCACCUGUUGAGCAUCAUCAUCCUCUUGAUUAUCAUUCAGAAUUCUCUCUUGCUUGUUUCUUUUAAUAUAGAUACUAUGUUAUCAUCCCUUUAUUGAAAAUUAUUCGCAUUGCAACUCCUGGGAGCCAUAUCUCAUGGCGCAGAUUCAGUCAAGAUUCUUACUCUGGAACUCCUGUUGCCCUUUCAUUUUUUUCUCCACCUGCCCAUAUUAUUCUUUCUUCUGCGAAUGCUUCUGGCUUCUGUGCUUCUAUCACAGUUGUUGUGCAAGCUACUUUAUUAGAUACAUAAGAUGCCAAGGACAAGAGCACAUGCUGCUGCAGCUAAGCCAGAUGAACCUGAGCCUGAAAAACCUGUUGCAUUGGAGGAGAGGGUGGACUUUGAUGGAGACAAUGAAGAGGAGAUGGUAGAGGAGGAGGUUGAGUAUGAAGAAGUAGAAGAAGAGGAAGUAGAAGAGGUGGAGGAAGAAGAAGAAGAAGAGGAGGAGGAGGAGGAGGAGGAGGAGGAGGAGGUAGUGGAAGAGGAAGAGGAAGAAGAGGCUGAUGCUGCUGAUGGGGUUGAUACACUAAAAGGCGCAGAUGGUGACGAGGACAUGGAACCUGCUGAGGCCGAAGAGGAUGUGAAAAAAAAGCAUGCCGAGCUUCUUGCACUCCCUCCUCAUGGGUCAGAAGUAUACUUGGGUGGCAUUCCACAAGAUGCUUCUGAAGAUGAUCUGAGGAGCUUUUGUGAAUCUGUUGGUGAAGUCACAGAAGUCAGAAUAAUGAAGGGCAAGGACUCAAGUGAGAACAAGGGUUAUGCAUUUGUCACCUUUAGGACAAAGGAAUUGGCUUCUAAGGCCAUUGAGGAACUUAACAAUUCUGAAUUGAAGGGGAAAAAGAUCAAGUGCUCUACAUCUCAAGCAAAGCAUAAAUUGUUCAUUGGUAAUGUUCCAAGAAACUGGGGAGAGGAAGACAUCAAGAAGGUUGUAGCUGAGAAAGGACCUGGAGUUAUUGCUAUAGAAUUGCUUAAGGAUCCACAGAACUACAGCCGGAACCGUGGUUUUGCAUUCAUCAAGUAUUAUAACCAUGCUUGUGCAGAGUUUUCAAGACAAAAGAUGUCAAAACCAGAAUUUAAGCUUGAUGACAACGCUCCAACUGUAAGUUGGGCUGACCCCAAAAAUCCCGAGUCUUCAGCUGCUUCGCAGGUUAAAGCAGUGUAUGUGAAGAAUUUGCCCAAAAACAUUACCCAAGAUCAGCUAAGGGAACUGUUUGAACAUCAUGGAAAAAUCACUAAAGUUGUUCUUCCUCCUGCUAAAGCAGGACAGGAGAAGAGCAGAUUUGGUUUUGUUCAUUUUGCAGAAAGAUCAAAUGCAAUGAAGGCUCUAAAGAACACUGAGAAAUAUGAGUUGGAUGGUCAAGUUUUGGAGUGCUCUCUUGCAAAGCCACAGGCUGAACAAAAAUCUUCUGGAGGGCCAAAUUCACAGAAGUCAGCCCUACUUCCAAGCUACCCACCUCAUGUCGGUUAUGGUUUAGUUGGGGGUGCCUAUGGUGCUCUAGGUGCAGGAUAUGGUGGUGCAGGCUUUGGACAACCACUGAUCUAUGGAAGGGGACCUACUCCUUCUGGCAUGGCAAUGAUGCCGAUGCUUUUGCCUGAUGGAAGGAUUGGAUAUGUCCUGCAACAACCAGGAGGGCAGCCACACACCCCACCACCACAGCAGAGAAGUGGCAGGAGCGGUAGCAGAGGAGGAGGCUCAAGUGGUGGAAGGCGUGGCAAUGGCAGUGGACGUGGUCAUAGCCGGUAUAACCCCUACUAA